Messenger RNA from Harmonia axyridis, 1201 nucleotides. Its product is annotated as testis-expressed protein 9. The transcript has 6 exons. The coding region runs from base 275 to 1147 and encodes 290 amino acids. The record is from RefSeq and is a predicted model, not a curated record. Lineage: Eukaryota; Metazoa; Arthropoda; Insecta; Coleoptera; Coccinellidae.
ACAAAUAACUACACAUUAUUAGCUAUAAAAUAUGUAAAUACUGUUCACAACAUCAGAAUUCAGAACAGUACACAAUGAAGUUAUUUCAGUAGAAUAUUCAGUUGUUGAGCAGUGUAUAUAUAGAUUCUCGAUCAACAGCACAAGUGAUUCAUUUGUAGUGAUACUGAAAUUGUUGCUAUGAUGUUGCUAGGAAACCACAAUCGUAGCACUGACUAUCCAACACGUGUAGAGCUUGUCAUAAAAACUUCGUAAAAAAAAUUGAAAACAAAUUAAAAUGGAAUGGGAUAUUUUGAAAAAAGAACAGGAAUAUUUGAAAGAAAAUGAAAUUAUCGAAUCGAAAACGAAGGCUUUAUUGAGGAAAGUGGAUGAUGCUAUGAAGAUGCAAGAGAAUCUCCUGAAAGAAUCGACUAUGAAAAUAGAUUUACCCAAAAACUUCGUAGCUCAUCAACCAAAAGAAGUGGAAGAAAUCAAUAUUCCAAGAAUCCCUUUGAACGAUCCAUCAGUACCCAAUGAGGAUAUUUUAAACGAUAUGGGACAAAAGGGAAUGCAUCAUUUUUAUAGAGCGAAAAUAAAGUCGCUAAAAGAGGAAAAUGAUCAACUGCAUGCUGAUAUAAAAAUUAUGAAUUCAGAUACUAAACAACUUCAAAAAGAUCUUCAGCAAUGCACAGAAGAUAAAGAUAAAUGGUUUCUACAAUACAAUUUAGGAAAAUCUCAAAUAAGUAAACUUGAACAUCAGAUUUCACAGUUGAAUACAAAACUUCAAGCAAAAGACGCAGAAAAUAUCGCAAUGAAAAAAGAAAUAGACGCUUUGAAAAGGGAACUGAAAGCAGCAACUCAAUGUACUAAUGCCAACGAUUUGAAAUUGAAUAGAGCUUUGGAAGAAAAUGAAAAGAACAAAAUAUUGUUGAGAAAACUGAAAAAAGAAGAGAAGGAUUUGAGAGAAACUCAUAAGAAAAAAGUACAGGAGCUCACAUCUUUGGUACAACAGAUAGAAAAGCAUAAAAACGAACUGAUUCAUGGGUUUAGAAAACAACUGCAAUUGAUAGACAAUUUGAAAAAACAGAAAGCUCAUCUGGAAACAUUCAACCUUGCUCAAAUAGCAGAAGCUGAAUUCAUGAAAAUAUUGGACUGGAGAAGUGAAAAUUGAGUUCAUAAAGACUAUAUUCCAUCAAUUAUAUUGCUAUUAAAACACUUAUUAUCA